AUGCCGAUAGAAGACAUAUUGCAAGGUAAGGAAAUUGAAUCGAAAAACAAAGUUGUGCAGAUGUCAACGGCACGUUAUCCUAACAUAAUACCGACUUAUAUAGUAGCCCUUGCAUAUCAAGAGACAUAUGAUGACAUACCCACAGCACAACAAAAGAUAUGUAAUAAAAGAAGCCUUCAAGCUAGUUUUAUAGCACCAUUUAAUUCUAUAGCACCAACAUUGUCUUUACAGACACUGGAGAGUAAUGAUAAUAUGAAUUCUCUUUCGAAUACAGAAGAAAGUACGCCGGAAACAGAAAUAUUCAUAGAAGAAAAUCAUUGUGGCGAUACAGAAAACCUUGAAAAAGUAUACUCUAUUCCAAUAGAAGACAAUAUGGGGACGAAUUAUAAAAAACUACCAGAACUUAUUUUCACUUCAAGUAAAUUUCAUAGGAGGAAUAAGAAUAUUACUAGAAAUGAGUGCAACAUUUCAAAAAAAGUACCAAAUAAAUAUAAACUUUCUUUUGAAAUUAAAAAAAAAUACUUUAAAUAUAAAAAACCUCGAUACAAAAAUUUCCAAAUUAAGAAACAUCUCUACUCUAACUCCAUGACAAAUAUUGUUUCAAAAUCAAGGCUCUUAAAAAAUGGAAUAGAAAAAGAAAACUUACUAUAUUCAGAACGUGCCUUGUUAGUGGACGAAAUAAAUUUGAUUGAGAAUGACUCUGUAUCUUUAACUUCAUCGCCUUCAAGUACUAGAAAAUCUUUUUUUAAUUAUUCAAGUCAGAAUACUUUGAUUGAAACAUUAAACACAGACACAUGUGUAAAUGAUACUGGUAAUCUUGAGGUUGUGAAUUCAGUUAUUAGACUAACAUCAGUUGAUGGUACUCCUUAUAAAACGGAUGUGCUAAAUGUUAGUGUUGCCGUCACUUAUAAUACACAGUCAAAAGAUCAACCAACUGACGUAAAGGAGACAUUAUUAAUUCAAGAAAAUUUAACUAGUUCACCUACUACUGUACAUCCCAGCAACGCUUUGAUCUCAACUCACAGCAUGUUAUCACAAUAUUCAAAUGAAAGUUACUUAACCAUUACUAAUAUUAAUGUACAUCAAAUAAGUGAUAAAACGUUAAUUGGCAUUAAAAGCAGUUCAAAAACAAACUUAAGGGAUGAUGAUACCUAUGUUAUAGAAAAAACAAGCUCAAAUUUUAAUUCAGACACUCUAACAUCAAAUUCUAAAAAUAUCGUUAAUUUAGACAACUUUCACGGCAUGCCUUCUCCCUUUAUCAAUAAAGCUGUAAAGAAAUUGUCCAAUAGGCCAACUUUAUUGGAUACAGUUAUAAAUAUGAGUUUGUUUCCAGAUAUUAAUCCUUCAACUAGUUCCGCAUUUAACCGUACUGAAGAUGUGAAUAAUGUUAUUAAAACUGGAUCACAAAAUAAUCUAUCUUUGUUAAGUUUAAAAAAUAAAGGUGAUCAACCCAAUCAUACAAAUAUGGAAAUAUCGAACAAUGGGCUAAAGAUAACUGAAAUUCAAAAGAAAAUUAACUUAACAAAUAAAACUGACACAAAUGAAAUAAAGCCUGAUCACCAAAUACAAAACAAUAUAUAUUGUGACGAAUUAAUAUUGAACUAUCCAACAAACAUACAUGAACUAUGGGAUAGACUUGUGAUAAUUUUGGAUUUAACAGUGAAAAGAUUAGAGAAUACAUUGGCAGAAAAAACUAUUAAGGAAUUAAUAAGAAAGAUGCCUUGGAUUGAAAACCUAUCACGUCCCAUACCUAAUGUAAAUACAGAAACUGAUAAAAUGCGUGUGGAAAUAGAGAAAAGCGAAACCGCAAAAGAAUUUACUAAUAAGAACAAUAUUAUAACAAUCGAUGAUUCGUUACAGUGUGAUUUAGUAAAUAAUCGUGUUAUUGAUAAUAUUAUGCUAAAACUCAGUACUGAAAGUAAGAAAUCUACACAUUUGAUUGAAAUCACAAGUAAAACGAUUAAUAAAAUUAGGAAGCCUGAGCUUCUAAAAGAUUUUAUAGAAGUUUUUAAACCGUUAAUAAAAGAAAGCCCUGCUGUUGAUUCGAGUAAAGACGAAACUAUAACAAUGUCCACAGAAGUUGCUAGAGUGGAGUCCAGUAGAAUUUCUAGAUUCCAGCCUGUGAAAAUUAUGUUUGCGGGUCCUGUAAACUUUGUUCGGGAAAAUUGGUUAGUUAUUAGUAGUGUGCCGACUUUCUUCGUUCUAAUGUUAUGUAUUUAUGGUGUUAUUGUAUUUCUAGUUAAACCCUGGUAGUGUAUUAGAUUCCUGUAAUUACAGAUUUUCUUGUUAUGAAAUAAAUAUAUUA
Molecule: messenger RNA, 2305 nt
Organism: Achroia grisella
Lineage: Eukaryota; Metazoa; Arthropoda; Insecta; Lepidoptera; Pyralidae
Exons: 2
Coding region: 1-2253 (750 amino acids)
Source: RefSeq, a predicted model, not a curated record